GGGAAGGAGCAGCAAAUCUGAAGACAUCCCUGCCCUAUGGAGCUGACACCCUGAGGAAGUGACAUAUGAGAUUCCCAGUGGAAAUCCACUGUAUGAAUCUUACUAUAAGCAGGUGGAUCCUGCGUACACAGGGAGAGUUGGGGCGAGCGAGGCUGCACUUUUUCUAAAGAAGUCGGGACUCUCAGACAUCAUCCUUGGGAAGAUUUGGGACUUGGCUGACCCAGAAGGUAAAGGGUUCUUGGACAAACAGGGUUUCUAUGUUGCACUGAGACUGGUGGCCUGUGCACAGAGUGGCCAUGAAGUCACCUUGAGCAAUCUGAGUCUAAGCAUGCCGCCGCCUAAAUUCCAUGAUACCAGUAGCCCUCUGAUGGUCACGCCACCUUCUGCAGAGGCCCCCUGGGCUGUGAGGGUGGAAGAAAAGGCGAAAUUUGAUGGCAUUUUUGAAAGCCUGUUACCCAUCAAUGGUUUGCUGUCUGGAGACAAGGUCAAACCAGUCCUCAUGAACUCAAAGCUACCUCUUGAUGUCCUGGGAAGGGUCUGGGACCUCAGUGACAUCGACAAGGACGGACAGCUGGACCGGGACGAGUUUGCUGUGGCCAUGCACUUGGUGUACCGGGCCCUUGAGAAGGAGCCAGUGCCCUCUGUCUUGCCCCCGUCACUCAUCCCACCCUCCAAGAGAAAGAAGACGGUGUUCCCCGGUGCCGUGCCCGUCCUGCCCGCCAGCCCCCCACCCAAAGACAGCCUUCGCUCCACACCCUCCCACGGCAGUGUCAGCAGCCUGAACAGCACAGGGAGCUUGUCUCCCAAGCACAGCAUCAAGCAGACACAGCCAACAGUGACCUGGGUGGUGCCGGUGGCGGACAAAAUGCGAUUCGAUGAGAUCUUCCUCAAGACCGACCUGGACCUGGAUGGCUAUGUGAGUGGCCAGGAGGUGAAGGAGAUCUUCAUGCACUCGGGCCUCACCCAGAACCUUCUAGCACACAUAUGGGCCCUGGCCGAUACAAGGCAAACUGGGAAGUUAAGCAAAGACCAGUUCGCGUUAGCUAUGUAUUUCAUUCAGCAGAAGGUCAGUAAAGGCAUCGACCCCCCUCAAGUCCUCUCGCCAGACAUGGUCCCACCCUCCGAGAGAGGCACUCCAAUACCGGACAGUUCAAGUUCUCUUGGAUCUGGGGAGUUCACUGGUGUGAAAGAACUUGAUGACAUUAGCCAAGAAAUCGCCCAGUUACAAAGAGAGAAAUACUCACUGGAACAAGACAUCAGAGAAAAGGAAGAGGCAAUCAGACAGAAAACCAAUGAAGUGCAGGAAUUACAAAACGACCUAGACCGGGAAACAAGCAGUCUGCAAGAGCUAGAAGCUCAGAAACAGGAUGCCCAAGACCGCCUGGAUGAGAUGGACCAGCAGAAGGCCAAACUCCGAGACAUGCUGAGCGACGUCAGGCAGAAGUGUCAGGAUGAGACCCAGAUGAUCUCAUCCUUAAAAACCCAAAUCCAAUCUCAGGAAUCUGACUUGAAGUCCCAGGAGGAUGAUCUGAACCGGGCCAAGUCCGAGUUGAAUCGGUUGCAGCAGGAGGAAACCCAGCUGGAGCAGAGCAUUCAGGCUGGACGCGUGCAGCUGGAGACCAUCAUCAAGUCUCUGAAGUCCACACAAGACGAGAUCAACCAGGCACGAAGCAAGCUUUCCCAGCUGCACGAGAGCCGCCUGGACGCCCACCGGAGCCUCGAGCAGCAGGAGCAGGCGCUGGGCGGAGCCCGUGGCGCCAGCCUCACCGACCUGGCCACCCUCAGUGACGGCGUCUCCCUGGCAGAGAGGGGCAGUUUUGGAGCCAUGGACGACCCUUUCAAAAAUAAAACCUUGUUAUUUAGCAACAACACGCAAGAACUGCAUCCGGACCCUUUCCAGGCAGAGGACCCCUUCAAAUCUGACCCAUUUAAAGGAGCUGACCCCUUCAAAGGUGACCCGUUCCAGAAUGACCCCUUUGCUGAACAACAGACUGCGUCAACAGAUCCAUUUGGAGGAGAUCCUUUCAAAGAAAGCGACCCAUUCCGUGGCUCCACCACCGACGACUUCUUCAAGAAACAGACAAAGAACGACCCGUUUACCUCAGACCCAUUCACGAAAAACCCUUCCUUACCUUCGAAGCUGGACCCCUUUGAAUCCAGUGACCCCUUUUCAUCCUCCAGCGUCUCCUCUAAAGGAUCAGAUCCCUUUGGAACCUUAGACCCUUUCGGAAGUGGGUCCUUCAAUAGUGCUGAGGGCUUCGCUGACUUCAGCCAGAUGUCCCAGCCCCCAACUUCUGGCCCUUUCACCUCCUCCUUGGGAGGGGCAGGAUUCUCAGAUGACCCCUUUAAAAGUAAACAGGACACUCCUGCUCUGCCUCCGAAGAAGCCUGCUCCUCCUCGGCCUAAACCGCCCAGCGAAGCAAUGGCUGAACAGAGAAAUUCUGCAUUGUACAUGCUGCUGGGUGGUAAAAGUACACCUGUAAGCCAGCUUGGUUCUGCAGACUUCCCUGAGCCCCCCGAUCCAUUCCAGCCACUCGGGGCUGACAGCGGCGACCCCUUCCAAAAUAAAAAGGGGUUUGGGGACCCGUUUAGUGGAAAAGAUCCAUUUGUCCCCUCCUCUUCAGCUAAGCCUUCUAAGGCCUCUUCCUCGGGCUUUGCGGACUUCACCUCUUUCGGCAAUGAAGAGCAGCAGCUGGCAUGGGCCAAGCGGGAGAGCGAGAAGGCCGAGCAGGAGAGGCUGGCGCGGCUGCGGCGACAGGAACAGGAGGACCUGGAGCUGGCCAUCGCGCUCAGUAAGGCCGACAUGCCGGCCGCCUAGGCAAGGACGCACAGGCGGGACAGGGCGCGGGCAGGCUCACCAGGGGAAACCAUAGACGUCUCUAUACACUCACACUCAGAGCGGUCCCUGCUUCACGUUGUGACAUGCCACAGCCAUCCUAAGUCAAGGAACAGUUGGACAGAGGCCCUCCGACCCUAGGGAGCUUGCUCAGGGCGAGCAGACGCAGCUCACCCCUGUGGGCAGGAAACAUGCCCCAGGUGGCGAGGCCUGGAGGCUGCGGGCCGGACCCUCCGCUGUGCCAUCCCCAGUGGGGCGACGGGUCCAGCUUCGCCGUCAGCACCCGCACGGGCUGGCCGAGGCGAGGAAGCCAGGGGCCUCCCUGCUCCUCGCCUGCUCCCGGCUGCAGACAAGCCCCGCCCAUCGCCCGGGAGCCCCGCCUCAGCCCCUCCCCGCAUCAGUGAGACCCCCCCACGAUGUAUGCAUUCGUUGUAUAAAAAUGAAGUUUGAAUGAUUAAUAUAAAAUAUUUUAAUACAAAAGACA
Messenger RNA from Sciurus carolinensis (gray squirrel), 3320 nucleotides. RefSeq names its product epidermal growth factor receptor pathway substrate 15 like 1 (gene Eps15l1). Gene Ontology annotation, biological process: endocytosis; endosomal transport. Gene Ontology annotation, cellular component: cytoplasm; clathrin coat of coated pit; plasma membrane. The transcript has 25 exons. The record is from RefSeq and is a predicted model, not a curated record. Gene Ontology annotation, molecular function: cadherin binding; calcium ion binding. Bases 329 to 2818 code for a protein of 829 amino acids. Lineage: Eukaryota; Metazoa; Chordata; Mammalia; Rodentia; Sciuridae.